UACAAAGUGACAGUUGAGGUUGACACUUGUCCGCUUGUGUUUUUGUUUACUUUUGUUUUUAGAGUCUUGAUUUGAAAUUCAAACAAUUUGAAAAAAAAAAUUAGCAAAGUAUUGUUUUUUAGUAACACGACAUUAUAAUAAUGGUAACACAAUCGGGAAAUUCGUAAUUACCCUUUUGAAUUGUUAAUUAAAAACUCGUAAUGUUAUCUAUUAUUUUAAUCACGAUUAACAAUAAUUUAAUUGUUGACAAUUAUCAACAUUCAUUUGUUUUGAUUAUUUAAUUCUAACCUAGAAAUGUUAAAAUUCUUAUUAUUUUUAUUCAAGUGUAUUUUAUUGACUUCCGCUUUUAAUGGUGAUUUACAAAUUAAAGAAUUAGGAGAAGAACAAUAUCAUAUUAUAAAAGCGAAAUCAACUUUACCACAACAUGGCAUUUGCUGGCAUGAAGCAUUAAAAGCCAUCAAAGGAAACUGUGAAAAAUUAAAUGAUCAUGAACACUCAAUAUUAGCUCUUUACUUAGCAAAUUGCUUUUUAGAAGAUUCUGGCCAUGUGACAUAUUCUUGUCAUCUCAGCAAAACUGGAAGCGAAAGACGAAAGUGCAUUAAUAAAAUGACCGAUCGUGCUUUUGGAGUAUACAAUGAAUUUUACACUCACACUUCUCAUGUUUGUUUCUUUUUGAGUCAUGAAAUUUGGCAAGCGGAAACGGAAUCUACAAUAAAACACUUGUAUAAGGCAUCAACUCACAUGAAAGAGCAAAUUUCCGAGGCUGCAAAAAUGCAAAGUGUAGUUUUAGAAAGACAAAAAGAGGGAUUAGAAAUGCAAAAUCAACUUCUGGACAAUGGACUUAAAUUAGAGGGUGUUAUACAAAAUUCAGCUGAAACUGUAAACAAUAUUGUCAGUGAUUUCAAAGAAUCGGCUCGAGAUCAAAAGGAAUUGUUGUAUCAAAUAUUUUCCUAUAUUCGUACAUUUCAAAAUUGGAUUAUCGGCGAAGUGUCUUGGUUUCAGUCAAUUAUUUACUAUAUUAUCUCUUGCAUUUUUGCGGCUCUAUUUAGUGCAACGAAAAAGACAUUAAAUUCUCGAAUUUCUCUCUUUACAGUAUUGAGUUUCAAUAUUAUUAUUGAAAGAAUGCUUGUUAAUUUUUAUGCUAAUGACGAAAAUAAUUUACACGACGAUAAGAUACAACUUUUACAUUCAACUUGGAUGGUUCGGAAAUGUUCACUAUUCCUUUGUUUUUUGACUCUAUUUUAUUCAUAUUUUUCAUAUAAAGAUGAACAUUUGGAAAAUUAUAAAGUCCUACAGCGUAUUGAAAGUCAACUACAAGAUUUAAAUGAACUUAAACCCAUAAAAACAACACACGUUCUUCGAUUCUCUGAACGUUUGGCUAUUAAACGCUUGACAACAACAGCUGACAAUACUUCUAUUAAAUAAUAAUUAGCAAAAAAUUAAGUUAAAUAAAAUUUAAUAAUUGUAAAUAUGAAUUAAAUUUCAAAUUAUUUUUUAUUAUAUAUAUAUUUAAUAAUUUGAUACUACAAGAUAGGUUUUUUUUUAAAAACUAAUUAAUGGAG
Leptopilina boulardi is the source of this 1562-nucleotide messenger RNA. RefSeq lists its product as uncharacterized. The record is from RefSeq and is a predicted model, not a curated record. The transcript has 7 exons. NCBI's taxonomy places the organism in Eukaryota, Metazoa, Arthropoda, Insecta, Hymenoptera, Figitidae. Bases 295 to 1425 code for a protein of 376 amino acids.